Molecule: messenger RNA, 7850 nt
Organism: Cydia pomonella (codling moth)
Lineage: Eukaryota; Metazoa; Arthropoda; Insecta; Lepidoptera; Tortricidae
Gene: pico
Product: amyloid beta A4 precursor protein-binding family B member 1-interacting protein
Exons: 13
Coding region: 729-3815 (1028 amino acids)
Biological process (GO): signal transduction
Source: RefSeq, a predicted model, not a curated record
GUGAGGAGUGGUACGGUACGGAUGAUGUUCGUGACAUAAUGCCUACAAAGCGUCGUGGUCAGCGUUUUUGUGUGCGUGCGUCUGGGGAGUGUGGGUGCGCCCGACGCGAUCGGGACAGUAGGGAAGUGCCGGCUGCCAUGCGAGCUUCAGUCGGGGGGGGGGACUCACGCACACAAACAAGCCGCGCGCCCCGCACACGUGCACAUUACGCAGUGCUUAUACUGGUCUCCCUUCCCCUGCGCUGUAGCUUGCUCGCUGCUGCUUGGCGGGCGCUUACGGUCCAUAAUGUGUCAAAACUCUAGUUGUGUUUGAGAUUGCGUACGUUAUACGCGUUUUGUAAGUGGGCAGUGUACAAUUUCUUUGUCCUACACAAUAUAAAUAAAUAUUUUCAAGUCGUUAUCGACGAUAUAUGUUUUAAGAUUUAAUAUCGUUUAAGCGAAUGGGCGAGGUCAGCAGUGUACGAAUAACAGUGCCGGUAUUAGGUCGCGCGCAGACUCCUGUGGCACUCACGCGGACAUUUUACCUCUUUUAGUUUUAGGACAUCCUGCCAUGUUGCAUAUUUUCAUUUUUAAAUGUCCUGAAGUUUAAGACACCAUCCUCAAGAUUACAGCAGUUAUGGAUUGUUUUUAAUAAAUUUUAAAGUGCAGCGCCGUGCCGGCGCAUUGGCAUACUUAGCCGAUAAAAUGUGAAGUUCUGGUUUAUGAGUCACGAGUUGCAAUGUAAGCGGAAUGAUGGAUGUUCAAGUGAACGAGCCGAACAGAUGGCAUCGUGGGGGUCUCUUGUGUACGCUUAACAGAAGUUUUCGGCUGACCAGUGGCAGAUCCAAAAACGCUCAUAUUGAAAGCAGACCAAUUAUAAGCAUUCCUGAGAUGUCAUCGACGGGUCUAAAUGCGUCUAACGAGGUCGAAAGCGCGCUGAGGCCGCUGGAGAUCGUGGCGCCGCGCAUCGACACCUACCGGUUCUCGAUGGCCAACCUCGAGGAGACGCACGAUGCCGACCUCGACGCCAUUCUGGGCGAGCUUUGCGCGCUCGACUCUGAGUACGACGAGGAGAUAUCUAGGGUCUCUUCAGGUUACUCGUCGACCAGCAAAGAGCGCGACGGGCCGAGCUGCGCGCGCCGGCAAGAGUGCAAGGACAACUGCGACGGCGCCUCCGUGGCGAGGACUGACUCGCCCGACAAUGACUCCGCCUUUAGUGAUACUGUUUCAAUGCUGUCGAGCGAAUCCUCGGCGUCGAGUAGUACUAGUGCAAAAUGUAAAGCGAUGAAACUCAAUCUACAUCAAGAUCAAAAGAAUGCGAGUUUUCAACAGAAGGCUGACAAGAUAAAACUAGCGUUGGAGCGCAUGCGCGAGGCCAACAUCAAGAAGUUGUUCAUCAAGGCGUUCUCGACGGACGGCUCGUCGAAGAGCCUGCUGGUGGACGAGAAGAUGAGCUGCGGCUACGUGACCCGCCUGCUGGCCGACAAGAACCACGUGUCCAUGGAGCCCAAGUGGGCCGUGGUCGAGCAGCUGCCCGAUCUGCAUAUGGAGCGUGUGUAUGAAGACCACGAAAUGUUAGUGGAUAAUUUAAUGUUAUGGACAAGAGAGUCGAAAAAUAAAAUAUUAUUCGCCGAAAGACCAGACAAAAUAUCAUUGUUUCAAACUCCGGAGAAGUUCCUUUUAUCGGAGGACGAUAGAGGAUGGUCAAGCGAGCACGAUGAGCAUUCGAGACAAGUGAUAUUAGAAGAAUUCUUCGGUCAAAGCGGCGCGGCGAGCAGCGCGGCGCCGUCCGUGUCGGGUCACCCUGUGCCUCCCAUGGAGGGCCCGCUCUACCUCAAGAGCGACGCCAAGAAGGGCUGGAAGAAGUACCACUUCGUCCUCAGGCCUUCCGGUCUCUACUAUUCGCCGAAGGAUAAAGUGAAGACGCUAAAAGAAUUGGUCUGCUUAGCGACUUUCGACACGAACGAAGUUUACUUAGGAUUGAAUUGGAAGAAGAAAUACAAAUCACCGACCGACUACUGCUUUGCUAUCAAGCACCCGAGGCUACAACAACCAAAGAGUGUUAAGUUUAUUAAGUUCCUGUGCGCGGACGACCAGCGGACGCUGGAGCGAUGGGUCACCGCCAUGAGGAUAGCCAAGCAUGGGAGGCAGCUCCUAGAAAACCACCGGUCGCUGGUGGAGGAGCUCACGCAGGAGGACCUGGACCACCUCGCGCACGCGCGCUCCUGCUCGAUAACGUCGAUCCCUACGAAGACUGGCGGCGCGGCGCCGGCGGGGGCGAGCAGCCCGGCGCAGGCCUCCAGCAUCUCCAGCAGCGCCAGCGUCGCCAACUCCGACAUCAGCAGCGGCAGGCAUUCGCGCGCCUCGUCGUCCAGCUCGAGCGGCUGCCUGUCCGACGGCGGCACGGCCUCCGAGAGCGCCUUCGAUUGCGAGUUCCCCAUGGGAACGAUAAAGCGCAAGCCGUCGAUGAAGCCGAACAUCCCGCUGACGUGGAUGACGCGGCAGCUGAAGGAGAUGGCGGAGACGGAGGCGGCCGAGGCGGAGGAGGCCGGCGACGGCGGCACGCUCACACGCACGCCGCGCGCUGCGCGCGACGACUCCACACUCAAGCGCAGGCACCACAUCAAUCCGUCAGAAAGUGCAAUUUAUGGCAGAACGACACUGGUGAACAGUCCGGCUCGCGACGAGCCGGCGUCCCCGUGUUACGGCAUCUACGAAAGCAUCCCGCGCGACGCCGCGCCGGCGGCCUCCGACACCGAGUCCUCGCUGUAUGGGUACGCCGGCCUGUACGAGCCGACGCGUGCGCCGCCCGCCGACGACCUUCCUCCGCCGCCUGCCCUGGAGCCCGACGCCAUGUUCAGCUCCACGCUGAGCUUGGACUCGUUACCGCCGCCCCCACCGCCCCCCGAUCCCGUGGAGGACCUUUCGGGCUCUCAACUCAGCCUGCCUCCUCCACCGCCUGAACACACCAUAGACACUCAACCGGGCCGCGUGCAUGACAUCGUCAGUCAGCUGAGUUCGCAUCAGAUCGAACAGACUGCCCGAGCAGGCUUAUCACGAGCCAACUCCCGAAACUCCGACCUGAGUCGCUCGUUCCCGCGGCAGCCCUCCCUGGACAGCGUCAGCUCCGGCGCAUCGCGGACCUCCUCCCUUCAUUCCGAUAAGAGCAUCUACGGUCAACAGAACGUGGCGUACGGUGCAUGUUUAGCUGAACUUCAAAACAAGAAGUUGAGCAACGGCAGUCCCUCCAUUCAAAAGAAGAUAUUAGCAGAGCCAACGAAGGAACGCACGGGGUCGAUGAAGAAAGUGAAUUUCGCUGACGAUUUACCAACAUGCACCGACUCUGCGAAAAAGAACAAGAAAAUCUCGUUUAACUUGAAGGAAGCACCGCCGUCGUCCCCCCGCAAACCGCCUCCGCCGAAACGCAACGAAAGCACACGACUAUCGUCUCCCAAGAAGUUGGCAGAUUCCAACAGUAACCCGCCCAAAGAAUUUCUUAAAGAUCUGCAACGGGUGAUGAGAAAGAAGUGGCAAGUCGCACAAAAGUGUAAGUUGGAGCCUGCGACAACACCACACGAAGUACUGGGCUUCCGAGAAUAUCCCCUGUCGGAGGACUACAAAGAGACGAGCGUGUCGAUGUGGGUGCAGGAGCAUUACGGCAGUGCAGUGGAGGACCCGUUUUACGAGAACGUGUACGGGCGCGAGGCUAGCUCGGCGCCGCGCCGCGAGGAGCCCAAGCCCAUCAAGAAGAGGCCGCCACCCGCGCCGCCGCGUCGCAGCGACUCCACACACCUGACUUCGCACCCACUGCCGUCCGCCGUGCAUCCCUCCGCUUGAAACCAGCUGUGGCGCGCGUGCUGCUGGCUGUGGACGGGCCGGGCGCCAGGCGCCGACGAUGUAGAUGACGAUGUCAGAACUCGACGGCUCUGCGAUAGUUCCACUAGUACGGUUGACGGUCGUGCGUGAUAUCGUUUUAUAUGAGUGUAUAAUGCACGGGCAGAGAUUUUUGUACGUUGAGGAGAGUGAGUGAAUGGUGUAGUUUUUCUGUUUUUUGAAUAGUUAUAAUAAUUACAUUUACACAACUGAUUACUAAAUGUGCUCUGGGUGUUUAGGAGUAAUUUAAUAAAUCUUCAACAAGUGGAGAUAUGGAUAUUCUAGUAACAAAUUUUAUUAUGAAAAUUUUUCAAUUAGGUAAGGUACCGAUAUUACAGUGCCAAACUGUGCGAGCGCAGUUUGUGUCCAAUAAAUCGUUUGCAAAACACGUUAAGCGCGUUUAGUGAUAGCAUGAAAACAACUAAUGUAAGACAAAACAAAUGUCGUCUAAACUAAUAAGUGUGCUAGUAGCUUAUAUAUUCUACCUGCUAAAAGUGAUGUAACUAGGUAAUUUUUCAGAAGUGAUGUUCUGACAAGAAAAGUAAAGACCAAUUUCGAUGUUAAAAUGUUAUUAUUUCGAAAAAUAUAAUAAAUAAUUUAUCGUAAUUUGAAUGGCGGUGCUAUUUUGAAAAGGUAUACUAAUGUAUUGUAGGUAAUUUGCAAGUCUACUUGUAACGAAACUGCUUAAACGAGCUACCUAAUAUAGUUCUAGGCUAAACAUAAUUUCUAAGUAUUAAAAAAUACCUUAUUUAAUUUAUUUAUUUUAAAAUUAUAUAAUAUGACAGUUUAACUUAUUUAUCUAAGACAGUCGAUUACAAGUAGACAGACAAAAUGGUUGAGGGCAUGAGUUGGAGUUUUGUGUCAAUUUUUAUUUUUGUGUUCCUAGUAAAACAAAAUAUAAUCGCUUAAAACUCUUGGUAGAUUCAAGUGAUGUCAGGAAAUAAUGUACCUGACAAGACCUACUUUCAAACUUGCGGCUUAGGGAGGAGUUUAUGUAAAAUUGUUCGAUCUAUUUGAAUCAAAUGUGUCAUUUUACAAACGCAAACCGACAUUAAGCCGGCAGCGUAGAAGGUAAACCGGGCCCCUGUUCAAUAUAAUAAUCACAGAGGUGCACUUGUUAGUGUACUUGACUCAAAUUGCUGGCAAAUUUUACAUAAUAAUAUAUUUUAAAUGUACGUAUCUUAAUUUGCUACGAUAUAUUAUGUUAUAUAUCCUGCAGUGUUAAAAGUUUGAUGCUGCCUAAACGUAGGAUUUUACAGCUCGGUUACUCCUUGGACCGGAGUCAGGAUAUUUAAAAUAAAUAAAUAAAAUAAAAUAAUUUUUUAUUGGCAUUAAGGUAAGUACAUUUUAGUGAUUGAAGUCCCUGACUUCUGAGCUAGAUAAAAACCUGUGUUACAGAAGUCAGUGUCCUCUCCCAAACAGACAGACAGAGUAACCUAUUAUUGUCGCAAUAUGUAACAGUUAUUCCUUUUAAAUGUCCUAUUUUAAAAAUGCAGCUAAAUGGUUUGUAUUGUAAUUGAACUGUGGUAUAGUAAACGCCCCUAUGAUGGGACUGACAUCUGUAAUGAGAUGGUAUAUAGAUAAAUCCCGUAAAACAAGUAUUUGCCAUCAUAUUUUAAACGCUGGUAAUAUUUUACCAUAAAGAGCCAAAGAGCUGCUUAAGUUUGUUUUUUCAUGAAUAUUUGUUAGUUUGAAAAUUAAUGGCGCCAUACGUCCCAUGACAGGAGCAAAAAAACAUUGUUUUAAUUUGUUAAUAAUAUUAAAACUAUUUCCAGUAGCUUUCAUUAAAUACAUAGAAAACAUAAAGAACGAAUAGGACAUUCAACUUUUAACGCAUAAAGUGGUAGAAAUUUUACAAGUGUAGGUGAAAUAUCAGAAACACUGCAAGUUUUCUCUUAAAUGUCCCAUGAUUGGUGCCGUUAAAAUAGCACUAAUUAAGGAUAUCUACCAUUCCACCUUGCAUUUAUUCUACAUACUUAAGGAAAACAUGAGUUUAAUUUCUCCCUAUGUUGAUUAAUGCCUACUUACUUUAAGACUUCAUGUGAUUGGGUAUUUAAUUUGGUUUUGUUCACAAAACCGGUUAAUGUAUAAAUACAGCAAAUAAGACAGUCCCAAGUAUUUCAGGCUUACUCGUUUCAGAACAUGCAUAUUAUAAGUUAUAAAAUUACACUUACACGUUAAUAUUUAAGGGAAAUUAUUUUAUUUGAAGAGAUAUGAGUAUUAUUACGUAUGACCUUGACAUUAGACGGCAAAUAAACGAUAGCUAUUAUACUUAACAAUUCCUAAUUUAGUGCCAUAAUUAUGAAAACAUAUUUUGUUGUUUUGUGACAAGGUUGUUCAUAUUUAUUUCAUGGAUUAAAGUCAAAUCGUUAAUUUAGUUAUGUAGCUGAAAAAAAAUAGCAUAUGUAGGUACGAAUGCUUUCAAAAAUGUGAAGCGUAGGUGCAGGUACCUAUAUACUGUGGUUGGUACAAGCGCACGCACCGAUGCAAUUCACACUCCCUUAUGUAUAUAGCACUUACGCGAACACAAAAUAUAGGCAAUGAAAGGGACAAAAUGAAAAAAUAAACAUAACUCCAAUAUCAUAAAGAUCUCACUGUUGGCAGAAUGCGUUACUUAUUUUUAUGUUCGGGCUGUGAUUUCCUUUUUUGUGUCUGGCUUAGUUUCUGAUAUUGAAUUGUAUACCCGAUGAAAAAGUAGGCUCUGAAGUGCGCUACUUGUGCAAAAUUUAAAAGAUUCCAUUCCAUGGUAACAAAUAAUUUUAAGUUUCAUACUUGAUAAGAUUUACACCAUUCUAGGGAAGAAAAAAGCGAUGGACAUGCACAGGCUACGUCAGUACACGCUAGCUAGGUCAAAAUAUUUACGAAAUAUAAAUGAUAAAAGUGUAGUGAAGUCGGGUUAGUUUUAUUUCGAUUACGAAAUAUUUAAUAAAACUAGAUACUUAGCUACCUAAACUCUCUAAAUUCGCACGCUCUAUAAAUUUCGCACUUAUAAAUAGGCAACGAGAAUCCAUCCAGAUCGGGUUACGAAGACUGAAAGCAUAAUUGAUCCGAUUUUGACAAUAAACUUGCGUCCAAUGUUGGCAUAGUACCUGUUAAGGUACUUAGUGUUUAACAGGCUGAUUCCAAUGAUUGACGUUCUGUCUACUACUCAUAGGUCUUGGAAUUAAGAUUGAAAAUGGCAAAUAUUGGGCCAGUGUCAAGCACUGGCACAUAUACGCUAAAUGUUCUUUUUAAAUGGCGCGUAUGUCAACACCGGCGAGUCCACAGCCCAUUAUUGUGUAAACAGGGGGCCUACCGCGAAAACCGAAAUUCGCAAAUUGCGGGGAUCUUUCUCUUUUACUCUCACUAAGACGUAAUUAGAGUGACAUAGAAAAAUGCCCGCAAUUGACGAAUUUGGAUUUUCCCGGUAGCCGCCCAGGGCUACGACUUAGGACUGGAUGCACUAACCACAAUCGACGGACUGAUUAACGCAGCUCGACAGAGAACUGUCAACUUCCCUAUACAAUAAAUAAAGAAAUAAUUUGUGUGAUUAGAUACCUUCAGAUGGUUUAGUGCAACCCGCCCUUAAUGUGUGUAUUAUUCUAUCAAUAACUUGUUAAUUAACGAGGAAUGACUAUAAUUAUUUAGUUAUACAAUGCUUAAUUAUUACCAUUGAUCUUUAAACAUAGGGCAACCAAGACUAAUUAUACUGUAUGGGGUACGAAGCUAUGUAGCUAACCUUUAUAACUUAACAGUUGAUAUUGUAGGUACCUACUAAUGGAUGUGUCCUAUGUUAAGAAUAUGAAUAUAAAAAUUAAAACUUGAAUAUUAGAUACGGGUUUUACUAUUUUCAACAGACGUUAUAAAAUUGUGUAUUCGAUACGAUUUAGUUCUAUAACAAUUACAUAUGUAACGCAUUUAUUAGUAUUCAUGGAUAUUUAAGUUUAAAUUGUACAGAACAAAUUAAUUAUAAUAUUAGUUCUUUGUAUAUUUUUUCAAAUAUAACGAAAUUUCAAAUUG